AAACGCGUCCAUGACCCCUCUCAGGCUUCUCUCUGAUAUGGGUGAUUUACGACAGAGAGGUCUCUAGUUUUUUUCGUUGACUUUUAACGAAUGUAACGUAUACAGUAUAUCGAGUGUGUGCAUAAGGAGUGUGUGUAACGUGAUUCGUCUCUUGCUUUUUUUGCAUUUACUAUAAAUAAAGUUCACUGAAUAAAACGUGAUAUAAAAGUCUUUCGAACACAUCGAUAAUGAGACAAAUAUUUUAUACAAUUUUUUUUGCGAUCACUUUGGUUGAUGAAGGUGAAAGUUUGUACUGUUACAGAUGUAACAGUAAUCUUCCCGGGUGUGGUACGCCUUUAAAUUGGUUAUGGUAUUGGGGAGAAACUUGUCCAGAAUACGACGAUAAAUGUGUAAAGAUAAUCGAACGGAAAGGAGCGGAAACAAUCAUCACGCGUGAAUGCUUGAGUUCCGUGCGUAGCUUUAGAACAGAUAUACCAGCGGAUCAUUAUGAAGGCUGCAGAUCAGCCGCAAAAGAUGUACGAUUAGGACAUUACGUCAACAACAGCAUUUAUCAAUUGGAUAUUCAUCGUGAUUACUAUGACGAAGUUACUUGGUGUUUCUGUUACUUUGAUCACAGAUGUAACAAUGCAGGAGUCGCGACUUUAUCAAUAUCGGUUCUAUUAGGAAUUACGAUACAAUAUUUUUUAUCUUGAGAUUAUUACAUGCGAUACAUUUCUAAAAGAAAUCUCGGUAUCAGGGAGACAAAAAUCUCGAAAAGAAGAUGUUAAGAUUAUAAUUGGGUUUGAAUCAAUGCGAUCAUCAAUAAUGCUUAAUAUAAUAAGUACGAAUAAUCGAAUAAGAUAAAGUGCUAUUCAUUGAC
Molecule: messenger RNA, 859 nt
Organism: Pogonomyrmex barbatus (red harvester ant)
Lineage: Eukaryota; Metazoa; Arthropoda; Insecta; Hymenoptera; Formicidae
Gene: crim
Product: QVR superfamily protein crim
Biological process (GO): regulation of synaptic transmission, cholinergic; positive regulation of voltage-gated potassium channel activity; sleep
Source: RefSeq, a predicted model, not a curated record